GCCUUUCUCCAUGGCAUGCUGCGCGGGUCGGCAAAAUUGGUGGAAAAAGGGCGGUGCAUGGCGUGAAACUCGGCGUGUAAAUAUAAACAGAGCGCCAUUCACUUUACAUCCCGCAUCGCAGCAUAGCAUCCAUGGGGCAGUUUCUAGUUAUUCUACCAAAUCAACGAUAAGCAACUCGCGUGCCGCUAAUUUAUCUACUGCAGCCAUAAUCGCGCAAAGGUCAAAAGAACGUGUCUGUUGUGUGCCCUCCACCGCUGCAACCACGUGAAGUGCUUGCACGCUUUCAGCAAACCAGUCGUCGCAACAAUGCCCAACGAUGAUGACCUCCCGAACGGUGGUGUAGCGAAAGAUCAACGGUGGACACCAACCAGCCUGAUCGAUGGCCACGGGCUGGACGAUGGGCUAGCGAUUGUGCUGCUAAACCGACCGAUCCUGCUGGAAAAACAUUACUUUACAACGCUUUGGAAUGGUGCUAAGGUGCGGGUUGCCGUCGACGGUGGAACGAACAGGUGGGUUGACUUUGUGAAGAGCAACAUUAACGGUGAGCAGCUGCUAAAACCUCCCGAUCUCGUAACCGGUGACUUCGAUUCGUGCAAUCAGGAGGCCAUGCAGUACGUCGAGCAGCUGAAGUGUACGAAGGGUUUUUUGUAUCUCACCCGCCAGAUUGUCCACACGCCGGAUCAAAAUGCGACCGACUUUACCAAAUCGCUCAAGGUGCUCAAAUCGCAAGGUUACGAUCAGCAGGUGACGCGCGUCCUGGCACUGUGCGAAUCCUCCGGUCGGCUCGAUCAAAUUAUGGCCAACAUCAACACACUCUUCCUGGCGCAAGCGAUUCUACCCGGUGCGGAUGUGUUUCUGCGGUCGAGUAAUUCAUUGUCCUGGUUGCUACGACCCGGCGCCCAUAGCAUCGACAUUCCGCAGCGGCUCGUAACGGAACGGAUCUGGUGUUCGCUCGUCCCGAUCGGUCAGGGUUGCGUGUGUACGACCGAGGGACUGAAGUGGAAUCUGGACGGGAGCCGGUCAUUGCAGUUUGGCAGUAUUGUAAGUACCUCCAACACGUACUCGAUGAACCGGGUACGUAUCACCACGGAUGGCCCGUUGCUAUGGUCGAUGGGAACGACACCGAAGGAUAUGUGAUAGACAAGGGAGGAAUUAAUAUUCCUUUGUAACGAUAGGAUUUUGUGUUUGCUAAGCAAGGAUCAUCUCGUGCCUUCUGCGGGAAGCAACCGUUCCGGGGACGUUAAAAAUUAUACAAUAGAAUGAAUUUAGAAACUAUUCGCCAACGACAUCCUGUUUGGGAAAAGGAUAGGACUGGUUGUUUGCAUUUUAGAAGCGUUUUUAAACCGUUUGGCUAAUGUUCCUUGGCAACACACACACACAUACCUGCUGUUUGUCCACAACAUUGUUGGAAGGGGAAGUCAUGGACCCGUGUAUUAAAGCUCUGUAUAAUAUUGUAUGUUUAUCGACGUGACGCAGAAACUGCCACACAAUUCAAAAUUUGAUCACAUCACUUGAACGGGAACACACGCACACACGUUUCGAAGUGAAAUAAAAUAGACAUCGAAAAGGAUGGUUGAGCAUUAAGCAGCAGCCAUUUUUUAACCGAAA
Anopheles stephensi (Asian malaria mosquito) is the source of this 1608-nucleotide messenger RNA. RefSeq names its product thiamin pyrophosphokinase 1. Gene Ontology annotation, molecular function: thiamine diphosphokinase activity; thiamine binding; ATP binding. Lineage: Eukaryota; Metazoa; Arthropoda; Insecta; Diptera; Culicidae. The transcript is spliced from 4 exons. Gene Ontology annotation, biological process: thiamine diphosphate biosynthetic process; thiamine metabolic process. The record is from RefSeq and is a predicted model, not a curated record. The coding region runs from base 307 to 1137 and encodes 276 amino acids.